UACUCUGCUGUACUAUCAUAUAUUCUGCUGCACUAUCACAUAAUACUCGACGUCUUCCAUAGCGCUAUGACCUGUCGCCUAUCCAUAUACACACAAUGGCUACCUCCGUUGCUCCCAUGUCCGUGUUGGACGGGAAUAAUCUAGAUGAGAGCGAUUACGGAUCUGAUUUCUCCGUAGGAGAAGAGGUUAUUGUAAAUCAACUUCUCGAAGACAUUAGAAAUAAGUCUGCCUCGCCGAGUGAAAGCGCGAGUACCUUUUCUAGCCCUCCUCAAUCCGCCUCGCCUCGGCAUACGGUUGCCAAAGCCCCGGGAAACCUGUCUGUCCUAUCAUCGUCACCUGGUCGCUCGAUAGACACCUUGUCCAACAAGGCCAACGCCCCAGCAAGGAGUCGUAGGCAAUAUAGCGAUGAUUCGAACACCGGCUUGAAUGCAAAUACGCAUGCGCCGCUACACAUCCCAUCCGACGACGUUCGGUACCCGGAUCUUAGCCAUGCCCUUUCGAGCACUAAACCUGGCAUAGCUACCGAACCAGAGACUCCUAAGCCGCCGAAAGAUUCCCGGUCUCCUCUACAGCGCUUUCGUUCCUUCCCGAAGAAGCCGCUGACCGUAUCCGACCUGUCUUCAGGCGCCUGGUGCGAGCUGCAAUAUUGGUAUACGCUCACUCGGUUGCCCGGAGGGAGGAAGACGCGAACGGCGGCGAUGCGAGGCGGCACCCGAGUUCAUCAGACGUUAGAGGAUCAGGUCCAUACCACGGUCCAAGUGAACAUAGCCAACAAAGAGGAGGCGUUUGCGCUACGGUUGUGGAACGUCAUCCAAGGACUCCGCACGCUUCGAGACGCCGGCAUGACCAGAGAACUGGAAGUGUGGGGGAUCAUCGAGGGUCAGAUCGUCAACGGUAUAAUAGACGAGAUAAGUCACGAGAGUCCAAAUCCCGCUUUCGAGCAGGAGCUCAGCCUCUCCCAAUCAUCUAGGGGUUUCGUUGAAACCCACCUUAAAGAGCAAUCGGUCAUAACGGAUUAUUUGGAACCGCAUCGCAAGACGUUUUACCUCACCGACGUCAAGACUCGCGCGUCGGAAAGACUACCUACCGGUGCAGCUCUUCGGCCGGCGAGGGUUCAGCUGUUCUUGUAUCACCGUCUCUUAGGGGAGAUGGCCUCCGGUACGGUAGACUUUGAUAUUAUACUGGAUCGGUACGGGUUGAGAGCCGAGGCACUAUUUUCAGACGCCUUCAUGGCCCAGGUAGGUGAUCUGCACGACGAAAUAUUCUACGACGCGGAUUCAGACCUCGGGGGAACGCCGUCAACCCCCCAUUCCACCUUUUCCGGGCAAGGGGCCGCAUCGAGUCAAUCGUAUCAAAUGAUGCCGCCCGCAGAAUUGAUCAGGUACCGAUCCAUCGCGCAGAUGCUUCCCCUGCUGCGGUCCGAGCUGCGGGAGACCUUCCCGCGCGGCGCCGCCACGCUAGGCGAACUUCUCGCCGUCCAGUACCGUCACAGGGACGACGGCCGCAUCCUCGGGAAUAACGCGUUCCCCAACGAUCCCGAAGCGCUCGAAGUAUAUCUAAGACAGGACCUAGAAUGGUGGCGCGGAGAGAGGGAGGCCGAAGGGGUCUCCAUCGAAGAGACUUACAAAUGUCGAUCGUGCGAAUUCGCAGAGAGCUGCCAAUGGCGAAAGGAUAAAGAAAUCGCGAUCCUACAGAAGACGAGGAGCGCUUUGCGCACUAGCAGCUGAUAUUUUUUUACGCGGUUUCGUUUCCAAGCA
Molecule: messenger RNA, 1757 nt
Organism: Annulohypoxylon truncatum
Lineage: Eukaryota; Fungi; Ascomycota; Sordariomycetes; Xylariales; Hypoxylaceae
Product: exonuclease V
Exons: 2
Coding region: 96-1727 (543 amino acids)
Biological process (GO): interstrand cross-link repair
Cellular component (GO): nucleus; mitochondrion
Molecular function (GO): single-stranded DNA 5'-3' DNA exonuclease activity
Source: RefSeq, a predicted model, not a curated record